Acanthaster planci (crown-of-thorns starfish) is the source of this 3091-nucleotide messenger RNA. RefSeq lists its product as uncharacterized. Gene Ontology annotation, cellular component: membrane. Gene Ontology annotation, biological process: immune response. Gene Ontology annotation, molecular function: tumor necrosis factor receptor binding. NCBI's taxonomy places the organism in Eukaryota, Metazoa, Echinodermata, Asteroidea, Valvatida, Acanthasteridae. The record is from RefSeq and is a predicted model, not a curated record.
GCAUAGCGUUGGUGUUGUGACCAGGGUUGGUCGACGUUGUUCGGGCUAGCUUCACUCGUAGUAUCGAUUGCUUAACUACCGGUGCGACUCCAUAUCGGUGCUUCCCCGUUUUUAUCUUACGUUCGACACCUACCUGCUUUCCGUUGCUAAAUGAAAAUUGCCUCAUCCGAAGGAAACGAUAACACACAGCAGCGAGAUUUCCUUGUUUUCGAACAUCUAUUUUUAUUCCUUGGUUGCAAUUAAUAAAAUUCAGUGUAAAACCUAUAUAAACUGUGCAUGAACGUCUGGAAGCAUUUCAUUCAAGAACCCUCUCUCAGCGAUCACGUUAUACCGACUCAACAUGGCAUUAUCCUACAGCAACAGCAAUAUCGAAGCGUGCCUCGUAAAACCAGUCCUUGAGAAGACGGCUGAGGCUGAAGAUGCCAUUUCGUAUACCGCAUCAACCAAACACCGAAGAGCAUGGCACAUCAUUCAACUGGUCCUACACGUAGUCUUGUUUACAGCUGUCAUUUGGCUUGUUGUACAAGUGCUACAUCUUCAAAAUGAACUUAUUCAGCUCAAUCUCCGGCAGUCCAGUAAGCCAGGGGGUGAUUCGUCUAACUUCAAAGGGAAUCACACGAUGUCCAGCGACAGCGAAGGGCCUCGAGUCAGACGCCAAAUCAGCCAUGGAGACUCUAUCGGUAUGGACUCAAGCUACGACUACGGUUAUCCUGGAAACGAAGGAUUUCCAUCUUUUCACGUCACAGGCAUACAGCAGCCCGUGGGAGGGAACUGGUUCACAUUUCACACCAGCAUGGACCCUGCAUUUUCCAAAUAUUCUCAUGAAACUCUCGGAUUUGUUCACAACAAAUUCUUCGAGGUAACCAUGCCAGGAUACUACUUUGUGUACAGUCAGAUUUGUUACAAAGUGAAUGAUCUCUCGAAUGGUCAUGAAGUGGUUGUUUUGCCUGAUUGUGGUGAUGGCGUUGAGUUUACUAUUCUUCGAGCUAAAGCCCCACAAAGAACUGUAGAUAAUGGCCAGACUGCUCUUGAAGACACAGGCUACGCUGGAGGCGUAUUUUACCUUGCAGCGAAUGACAGGCUCGGUGUACGCCCCUUUCCGGGCCAACUAGUUCCUCUUGAAUACCAGGAUAACGUCGCGCAGACAAGCUAUUUUGGAGCAUUCUUGUUGACACCAGAUAGGCACGUUGAGGUGGAUGCAGACCUGAGACGUUGUCUGUAAGCACAAUGUCAUAAUGGCUUUCUUACCUUGCUUUGCUAGUUGAAAGUUGUUCAGACUUGACUCUCAAUCAAACGACAGAGUCUGUAAAUGUGUGAAUACUAUAAGUAUCGGUUUAGAUUACAACAUUCAUAUUGCUUAAUUGAUAAAUAUAUAGAAAAAUGCUGUUACGUGUAUAUAACUGCUGUCGGUGGUCUAUGUCUUGUAACGAGUAUACGUAAUCUCAGUCAUCGUUCUUGCUACGCUUCGAACAAAUAUCUACUCCUAAGUUAUAUGCUUUACAAAACUUAAUAAACCUGCUGUUCAAAUGGCGUUAUCAGCCAACAAAUGAUUUAAUAGAUAUAAAAGAAGCAGUGAGGUGUAAGUGUAUAUGCAUUUUAUGCAAUAGUCAGUGUUGUAGUCGAGACCACUUAAGACCUUCACAAGACCAACACAAGACCCCAUUCUGAAUUCGAGUCACAAGCUAUUCAAAUGAAGUGCAACAUCCUGUUACUUGUGACUAGUCUUGUGUGAUGGUAUUGUGUCUGGUCUUCUGUCUGGUUUUGUGGUGGUCUAGACUACAAAGCUUGCAAUAAUCAAAUUAGUUGGUGGACCUGGACCAGAAUUUUUUGGGGGGAUUCAAAUCUGUCGACCUUUGUUUGGCGAAAUGGAAAAAUAAUUAAAUUCUAGCCAAAAUGUAUUUUUGUGCGACCGAACUCGUUCUUAUUUCUGUGACAGUGCCGGAAAAACAUAGUAAUAAUGACAUUUUCUGUUUGCAGUAUCACCCCCAAUAAAAAGCACUGAAGUGAAGUUUCUACCGGAAACCACUUCACGGUUUACAACCUAAUUAGGCUAGUGAAUGAGCUUGAUUCUGCAGUGCAGUUUGUUUUUAGUUUUUUCAUUCCUCCACCGUCAUUUCCUAAUUUCAAACACAUCCGCAAUCCUAAAAGUAAAACAGUAUGGCUUCAGGGUCCUAAAAUUCAUAACGCUCGACUGGAAGGAAAAGUCUGGCAUUAAAAUGUUCUGUAGGAGGUCACAUCUCUUUCUGUACAAUGUUGGUUACUCUUAAUAAUUUUUUUUCAGUUUAUAAUUUUGUAAUUAAUAUCUGGCUGCUGUAUGGUAAUCAAACAUCAUCAGUAAGUAGUAGUUUUUCUCUUUAAAUGAAAUCCAGAAGAUUUCACUCUUAAUUUCAAAUUCACAUAACGUUUAAAUCUAAACUUAAUCGGCUAGGUUUUUGUACCUAAUACUUAAUGCUAGAAAGAACAAAAAAUGUUAAUCUUUAGCUGAAAUCCGAACACAUAUUGAUAACUAACCAGUGCAUCAUAGGAACCAUGCUCAGUCAUUCCUUACUUCAAAAUGUAAUUUGGUUUGCUCCUUGCUGACCUCCAAAAAGCAUGCGCUUAAAUUUAACUGUCCCAUCAAGGUAUGAUGAGAGAGAAGACUUACUUGCGAAUACCCUGCGACUGAUGCCGAUUGUACAUUUGGAAAGUUCGUUUCGCCUACGAUCAUUUUAAAGAAAUAAAUGCGAAGAUGCUAAACGUCGUCAUAUUCUGCAUGAGUUCGCUGAAACUGCCUAAAUGUAACAAGCAAAUGCUGUAAUUAUAUGCACCAGUCACUGACCCCUGAUUGAACACUUGUCUUUACAGGACGCAGGUAAACUCAGUUUUACUGUCAAACCUGUCUGAUUUGAUUUAUUUUUUUAUUUGGAGUUCAGAGUUUAGAUUAAUUUUAAACCCCGCACCCCAAUAUACGUGUGGGCCUUAAAAUUGACAUAAAAAUAUUUUUAUUUUGUUGGAGAAUAUCGAGGUUGUAAAACGUUUUUAUGGUCAUUGGACCCAUUUUACAUUAUAUGUGAACGUCAUCAUGAAUUUGAUUAAAGGUUGAAACAAAUUA